CGCAAGUUAUAAACAUUACCUGAAGUUUUUCCUAAAAUUUACAAAUAAAACUAACAAUGAAAUUCGUUAUAGAACAUUUGAGUAAAAGUUCUGGCCGCUUGGGUCAAUUGGUGCAGCAGGAAAGUGCAAAACAAUUCAAAACACCGUUGUUAGUGCAAGUUACAAAGGGCGGCAGUAUACCCUAUCUAAGUCGCGAAGUAUUUGACCAUGUUGCUCAAGAGCCACAAGUGCUGCAAAUGUCUUUGGCUACCAUGGACCAUAUGAGAGAAGCCUUGAAUCAUUUCAAAGGUGGUGGUGUGUCGGGUUUUGUGGGUUUUAAGGAUUAUCCUACUAUACUGACCAUUAGAGACCCUUGUGAAUUGGCGCCAAGUGGUUUUAAUGAGAAAGAUAUUGUGCCGCUGUUUACACGACGCGGCAAAGAACCACUUUCUGUUCAAAAAUUUAUAAAUCUGGUGGAGUCAUUUAAACCCGACAUUUAUCAAGGUCUUUGUGAUGCGGACACCAAUUUUGAUAGUGCUAAGAAAAGAAUACAAAAAUCUGUGGAUCGCACUGAAACAUUUAUGGACUCUUGCUAUGAGCAUCACAACAAUUCAGAGUCAUUGCAAAAAUCAUGUCUAUUUGCUCCCAUUGUGGGUGGCUACAACACCUACAAUCGCUCCCAAUCAAUUAAGCAUGCCAAAGCGAAAGGUGCCGCUGUUAUUGGUGGUUUUAUAUUCGAAGGUUUCCAUUGUUAUGGUUUGUCAGCAACGGAGGUUAAGGACGAACAAAUUCUGCCCAUUAUGAAACAUUGCCUUAAGGAAUUGGAUGCUGAUAAACCGCUUAUGCUGCCGGGUGCUUUUACACCUGUAUUAAUAUUAAAGUUGGUUCAGUUGGGAGUUGAUAUAUUUGAUUCUUCAUACGCUUAUUGUGCAGCUGCUAAUUUUAAGGCUUUGUCAUUUAAUUUUGAUUUGAGCAGUAAGGCUACAGCAGCCCUCACGGAGACACCAUUUAUAGAUAUUACGGAUGAGUGCUUAAAAGAAGACUUUACCCCCCUAAUAAAGGACUGCUCUUGUUUGGCCUGUCAGAAACAUACAAGAUCGUAUAUACAUCAUCUAUAUAAAACAUCGGAACUCUUAGGACCCAUUUUAUUAAUGAUUCAUAAUUUACAUCAUUUAAUGCAAUUCUUUACAACAAUACACAACUGCAUUUCAAAUGACAAACUCAACGAAUUAAUUGAACUGAUUGAAAUGCAAGGCAGUGACAAACACAUAGAAUAUCGUAUUGAGGCCAAUACUAAAGUAAUUAGUAGAGCUGGUUUGGGUAAAGGUUUUGCUGAUGCCAAAGAAUAAUAUUUAAAAAAAGACAAUUAAAAUAAUAAAAACCUUAAUGUGUAUUCAAUUCAAUUCAUUUUAUAUUUUAUAAUUUUAUUUUUGUAAUAAAUGUACAUUAACUUAA
Messenger RNA from Calliphora vicina (urban bluebottle blowfly), 1434 nucleotides. Its product is annotated as queuine tRNA-ribosyltransferase accessory subunit 2. Lineage: Eukaryota; Metazoa; Arthropoda; Insecta; Diptera; Calliphoridae. The transcript has 4 exons. Bases 57 to 1328 code for a protein of 423 amino acids. The record is from RefSeq and is a predicted model, not a curated record. Gene Ontology annotation, molecular function: tRNA-guanosine(34) queuine transglycosylase activity.